This is a messenger RNA of Drechmeria coniospora, 1719 nucleotides long. RefSeq names its product fumarate hydratase precursor. Gene Ontology annotation, cellular component: mitochondrion; tricarboxylic acid cycle heteromeric enzyme complex. Gene Ontology annotation, biological process: fumarate metabolic process; tricarboxylic acid cycle; malate metabolic process. The transcript is spliced from 2 exons. The coding region runs from base 1 to 1719 and encodes 572 amino acids. The record is from RefSeq and is a predicted model, not a curated record. Gene Ontology annotation, molecular function: fumarate hydratase activity. Lineage: Eukaryota; Fungi; Ascomycota; Sordariomycetes; Hypocreales; Ophiocordycipitaceae.
AUGUUGCGUGCAGUCUCGGGCAGGGCCGGCGUCGCCACCGCCUGCCUGCCAAGGUCGGCUAGAGGACCUGCUGCUACCCCAGCCGUGGCCGCAACAGUGGCAUCAUGGUCCAUGGCACCUGCUGCAUGCCGCGCCCGCAUCCAGACCCGAACCCCGCAGCACCAGCUUCUUCAGCAGCGUCUUGACCAAACCCUGGGCUCCCGAUCCUUCAUCUCUUCACUUCACACGACGACGACAACCAUGGCCGCCGCCACCCGCACCGAGACGGACGCCUUUGGCGAGGUCGAGGUCCCGGCCGACCGUUACUGGGGCGCCCAGACGGAGCGGUCGCUCGAGAACUUCCGCAUCAACCAGCCCCAGGACCGCAUGCCGCCGCCCAUCGUCCGCGCUUUCGGCAUCCUCAAGGGCGCCGCCGCCACCGUCAACAUGCGCUACGGUCUUGAUCCCAAGAUCGGCCAAGCCAUCCAGCAGGCGGCCAAGGAGGUCGCCGACGGCAAGCUCCUCGACCACUUCCCCCUCGUCGUCUGGCAGACGGGAUCCGGCACCCAGUCCAACAUGAACGCCAACGAGGUCAUCUCCAACCGCGCCAUCGAGCUCCUCGGCGGCCGCAUGGGCAGCAAGUCGCCCGUCCACCCCAACGACCACGUCAACCGCAGCGCCUCCUCCAACGACACCUUCCCCACCGUCAUGCACAUCGCUGCCGUCCUCGAGCUCGAGAACGACCUGCUGCCCGCCCUGCGCAGCCUGCGAGCCGCCCUCCAGGCCAAGGUCGACGACUUCGACGCCAAGAAGAUCAUCAAGAUUGGCCGCACCCACCUGCAGGAUGCCACCCCCCUCACCCUCGCCCAGGAGUUCUCCGGCUACGUUGCCCAGCUCGACUUUGGCAUCGGCCGCAUCGAGGGCUCCCUGCCCGACCUGCGCCUCCUCGCCCAGGGCGGCACCGCCGUCGGCACCGGCAUCAACACCUUUGAGGGCUUCGCCGAGGCCAUCGCCGAGGAGGUCACCAACAUGACCGGCACCCUCUUCAAGACGGCGCCCAACAAGUUUGAGGCUCUCGCCGCCCACGACGCCGUCGUCCAGGCCCACGGCAGCCUCAACACCCUCGCCACCUCGCUGACCAAGAUUGCCCAGGACAUCCGGUACCUCGGCAGCGGUCCCCGCUGCGGCCUCGGCGAGCUCGUCCUGCCCGAGAACGAACCCGGCAGCAGCAUCAUGCCCGGCAAGGUCAACCCGACGCAGUGCGAGGCCCUCACUAUGGUCUGCGCCCAGGUCAUGGGCAACAACGUGGCGACGACCAUCGGCGGCAUGAAUGGCCAGUUUGAGCUCAACGUCUACAAGCCGCUCAUCAUCCGCAACCUGCUCCACAGCUCGCGCCUGCUGGCCGACGGCAUGCGCUCCUUCGAGAAGAACCUGGUGGCCGGCCUCCAGGCCAACGAGGAAAAGAUUGCGAGCAUCAUGAAGGAGUCGUGCGUGAUCCCCCGACCCCACGACGUGAGCGCGAGCGCGAGCGCUAACCCUUCCAACAGCCUCAUGCUGGUGACCUGCCUGAACCCUAAGAUUGGCUACGACAUGGCCAGCAAGGUUGCCAAGAACGCACACAAGAAGGGCCUGACGCUCAAGGAGAGCGCCCUCGAGCUCAAUGCUCUGACCGAGCAAGAGUUCGACACGCUCGUCAAGCCGGAGCUGAUGGUCGGCCCCAGCCCGUACAAGCAGCAGUAG